AUGACAUUAGUUAUAUCUUUUAAUUCAGUUAUUGAUGACAAAUUAUUUAGUGACUGGAAUGGAGGAUCAGCUUGUGGCGUUGUUUUGAAAAAUGAAGAGACGAUGGCUAUUGUAUUAGCGGCAGAUGCCCAAGUUCACAAAGUAACACUUGUAACUGACGAAGCUACGGGUAAAGUAGUUGGUACAAAAACCCAGAUUUACAAGACAGACGCUAACCCAAAACCAGUUUGCAAGGUGUGCGUCAUAAAAGGUAAGUUUGGGUGCGUCUCUGUUGGUUUGCGACUAGGUGAAGACGGCGUCAAUCUAUGGGUUAAAUAUCUAGCGGAUAAUACGAAGCCCGAGUCCACAAUAGAAGAAUGCAUACAAAUUCUGGAAAAGUAUCGUCAAGAGAGGUUUGCAAAUCAUGCCGAUAAAGAGACUGUGGAAAUUCUUUUAGCUGGAUGGGAUGGAGAUGAGCCCAAACUUCACUACUUCAACAAUAGCGGAAACAGACCAAUUACAGGUGGAAUACGUGCUAUUGGAAAAGGAUAUGCCACACAACUGAUGGCUCUUACAAACAAAAACGUCAGAGGUUCGAGUUUGCACGUUGUUGUGGAUGCUGUACAACGGUCAAUUUUAGAUGCACAUAUAGCAGAUUCGACCAGAAUUGGUCAAGGUGUUAAUGUUUUGAUCAUACGCCGGAAUGAGAAACCCAAUCCCAUGGAAAUCCCAUACCAGACAAUGGAUGAUCUGAAGAAUAAAUUCAAAACUGAUAAGACAACUUAUAAUGAAAUGCUGCAGAAAAAGAAAGAAGAAAAAGAAGCUAUUAGACUCAGGGGAUCUUCAUCUUCAAAACGUUGAUUGUGCAGCAGCGCUUGGAACUUGGAAGAAAUUAUCUUAAUAGACAUAUGAAGCAUUAUGAUAAUUAAAUCAUAGUAGCUCAAUAUGCUCGAAUCAGCUUUAGUUGGCUAGUCUAAUACAUCAAUACCUAAUUAUCUUUAGAUUCAUAUAGAAAUAUCAUUGACUUUUAACGUCUCAAAUUUAUAUUGUAAUAAGUUUGUAAUCGACUCCUUUAUUGUCAGCUAGAUGAUCA
Molecule: messenger RNA, 1072 nt
Organism: Papaver somniferum (opium poppy)
Lineage: Eukaryota; Viridiplantae; Streptophyta; Magnoliopsida; Ranunculales; Papaveraceae
Exons: 7
Coding region: 1-840 (279 amino acids)
Source: RefSeq, a predicted model, not a curated record